CACUAUAAAUGGAUCAAACAGAGACCCUCGUUCUCCUCUUACCUCUCCGACUCUCCAAAUUCGCGAAGGGCGCGUCGCUCUCCCUCGAUCCCCGAUCCGAGGUUUCUUAAACUGCAGAAGAUGGGCCGUGGGGUCAGCAGUGGUGGAGGCCAGAGUUCUCUGGGCUACCUUUUUGGGAGCGGCGAGGCUCCCAAACCGGCUGAGAACACUCCGCCUGCCCAGAAGCCGGCCCCAUCCCCACCAGUCGAUAACACCAAGCAGAUCCCUGCCGGCAUCCAAGGAAGGCAAACCAACAAUUACUUCCGUGCUGAUGGCCAGAACACUGGCAACUUCAUUACAGAUCGACCUUCGACAAAGGUGCAUGCGGCUCCUGGUGGUGGCUCCUCCCUUGGUUACCUUUUCGGCAGUGGCGGUGGCGGUAGUAGCACCGAGAACGGCAAGACAACAAUUAAUGCCGAUUCUCCUCUGUAAGCCGGAGACUUGUAACAAGAUGAAAAACCAGUGCUCGUUUCCCUAUGUUCAGGGAGUACUGAUGUUUCAUUUGCUAAGAAGACUCGUCUAUUGUGUAUUAUACAUCUACAUGUCGGAAGUGCUUCUUUGAAAAAGCCAGUUCGGCUUUACGUGAACGUGUCGAUCUAUGGAACAACAGCUCCUGGGUUAUCAGUUUCCAUAUGUUGUUCUUACAUCAUCUUCUGUUGUUGCAUUGAAAUGUUUUUACCCCUCUCUGUUUGUUGUUUUAAAUUGAAUUGAAUUGAAUCUUAUGGUCCAAGACGCGGCUCGGCUUUGAACUGAA
This is a messenger RNA of Ananas comosus (pineapple), 793 nucleotides long. Its product is annotated as protein SPIRAL1-like 3. Bases 121 to 471 code for a protein of 116 amino acids. NCBI's taxonomy places the organism in Eukaryota, Viridiplantae, Streptophyta, Magnoliopsida, Poales, Bromeliaceae. Gene Ontology annotation, biological process: cortical microtubule organization. Gene Ontology annotation, cellular component: cortical microtubule, transverse to long axis. The record is from RefSeq and is a predicted model, not a curated record. The transcript has 3 exons.